AUGGCCAGUUCUGAAGUACGUCUAGAUGGAAUUGAGGCACAAGAGUCAGUGGAUGCCUACCCACGGAAGUUAAGAGGCGUGCCCAUUUUUCCCAUAUCCUUCAUUAUACAUUGGAUCGUUAGCACACUCCGGUCACGAGGUUUCCUUCCAGCCGAAGAAGGCACAGAAGGUACCGAGUCUGAGCCGAAGUUCUUUAUCAAGAUCAGCUUGUAUGAUCUGUUUGACUCCCCCGGUGAGUCUGUGCCGAUGACUCCUGAGAUCGUUACCGCAGUGAGCGCAGGUAAGAAAGAAUGGAUGGAGAAAUUGAAAAGCGAUGGUCAGCCAAUGGCAUGUCUCCAAAGCGAUCAAGGAGAUUCUGUUCUUCAUGUUGCUGCUUCGUGGGGUCAUCUUGAACUAGUGAAAAGUAUAGUCUCUGAAUGUCCAUGUCUUCUUCUAAAGCUAGACUCAAGGGAUCAGCUUCCGCUUCAUGUGGCCGCUCGUGCUGGUCAUAAAGAUGUUGUUGAGGCUCUUAUUGAGACAAUAGAAUUUGUCUCAGCUAAAAUUUCUGAUGACGAAGAGAGGAGCAUACUGAAUCUCUAUGUUUGCAAGGACAUAAAUGGAGAUACUCCUUUGCAUUUGGUCUUGAAGGAACUCCAUAAUAAAGAUAGAUAUUGGUCUGUGGCUUCUUCUUUGAUACAUGCGAACCGAUGUGCUUCAUUUCUUGCGAAUAAAGAUGGAAUAUCUCCCUUGUAUUUGGCAGUUGAAGCUGGAGAGGAAGUCCUUGUGAAAGCAAUGUUGAGAACCAGAGACAAUGAUAGACUUGAAGGGAGAAAAUUUCUUGUACACAAAGCUUUGAAGGCCAGGAGGACAGAUAUCCUUGAUCUUAUUCUUGACGAAUACCCAAGCCUUGAGGACGAGCGUGAUGAAGAAGGAAUGACUUGUCUUUCAUUUGGAGCAUCUAUAGGGUUUUCCGCAGGAGUACGGAAGUUGUUAAACCGAUCUCAAAAAAGUGUUUAUGUAUGCAAUGACGAUGGAUCCUUUCCGAUCCACUGUGCUGUAGAUAAACGUCAUACUUUUGUCGUACACAUGCUUGUCAAGCGUUGUCCAGAUACUAUAUACCUCCUUAACAAACAAGGUCAAAACAUUCUUCACAUUGCAGCAAAGAGUGGGAAAUCUUCACUUUUCUUUCUGGCUGGUUUACGCGAGAUAAGUAUUAUGGAGAAACAGCUGAUGGUGAAGCAAGAUGUGGAUGGGAAUACACCUAUACACCUGGCUGCCAUAAACUGGCGCCCUCGUACUCUUUAUUGGUUUCUGUGUUAUUUUGGGAAAAAGUGGUUAAACAUACGGAACAACAGUGGUUUAACAGCUCUUGGUGUUGUGGAGGCAAAUACGCAACCCAACUACAUCUUCAUGGAGAGGGUGACCCUAAUGGUGUUAUCAAUCUUUCACGGGAAAAGUAUGACAAAACGAUCAGAUCCCACAGCUAGUGACAAAAACAAAGAUUACAUCAAUACUCUUCUAGUAGUGGCAGCUCUUGUAGCAACCGUAACAUUUGCUGCUGGUUUUACAAUACCAGGUGGAUUCAACAGCUCUGAUCCUAACUUGGGCAUGGCAACUCUAGCUAAUGACACCAAACUCGUCGCAUUUAUGGUCUUUGACAUCCUGGCAAUGCAAAGCUCCAUCGUGACGAUUGCUACUCUAAUCUGGGCGCAGUUGGGCGAUCCAGCACUCGUUCAAAGAUCUUUAAUUGUGGCAUUGCCGUCACUGUUUUUGGCGCUUCUCUGCAUGCCAGGGGCAUUCUAUUUUGGCGUUCUUGUUGUAUUUGCGCAGGUUAAGGGGCUUGUGAUCUUCCUCAGCAUUUCAUCUGUGAUCUUCUUCUUUAUAAUGCUCUUUGUCCUUGGCCCCCACGUUCUUCUACAGAUACCUGGUAUUCCUGCUUACUUUGGUAUAUAUUUUGUGCCAUUCGUAUGGCUUCUUGAUGAGGACGCCUCUGCACAUGCUUCUGCUACGAAGAUCUCAAGCAAGAAUCUCAUCGAAAAGCAAGAAAGCACCUAAAAAGAG
Messenger RNA from Eutrema salsugineum, 2040 nucleotides. RefSeq names its product protein ACCELERATED CELL DEATH 6. The transcript is spliced from 4 exons. Gene Ontology annotation, molecular function: protein phosphatase 1 binding; protein phosphatase regulator activity. The record is from RefSeq and is a predicted model, not a curated record. Gene Ontology annotation, cellular component: plasma membrane. NCBI's taxonomy places the organism in Eukaryota, Viridiplantae, Streptophyta, Magnoliopsida, Brassicales, Brassicaceae. The coding region runs from base 1 to 2034 and encodes 677 amino acids.